This is a messenger RNA of Peronospora matthiolae, 900 nucleotides long. Lineage: Eukaryota; Oomycota; Peronosporomycetes; Peronosporales; Peronosporaceae. The record is from the annotation of a GenBank genome assembly.
AUGCGAAUCGCUUUUUCUAUCGACACGCUCGCCGUGGCCGUCGCGGUUUGUGUUGUCGUUUCGUCUUCUGCGGCGUCCGGAGUCCGAAAGGCGUCGGCAACGGCCACAUUUGGUGUCUCGUCCGACCGUGCUCGGAUUUUGCGGACGAUGGAUGGAGCUGAUAAGGACAGUGAAGAAGCACGAAUGUUUUCGCUCAAUGGGUUUCUAGGCUUUGUCCAUCAUGCGCCGGAAGUGGACUUACUUCUGACGGAAAGCUUACUCCCGCAUACCUUUGGCGCGGAUGUCUCGACCAAGCAGGCUUUUGAGAUACUGGGACUUCACUCCAGCCCACUUGAUGGGGAUCUUUCUGUCGUUGCUACGGAAGUGACGCAAAUGGAAGACGCUCUCGACUGUUCGAAAAGAGCCAGUAGUGUGUUGUCACAGUUGGCAAAUGCUCGCAUUAAAUCCGUCGCACAGCAAGAAACUGCGAUGAUUAGGGCGGAGCUGAAGGUAAAAGAAAAGCUUUUACAUACCCAUACACAGGCCGUGGCUGAGUAUAUUCUAAGCGCUCGGUUCAAGGCUUGGCUUGAUCACGCCUCAUCAAAGCCGGGUGAAGAUUCGCUUACAGACGGUAAGUAUGUGGUUUUUAGAAAUGCACUCGGUGAGCCGGAAGCUGCUACAUUGAUCGAGAUGGUGCAGUGGAGCACGAGCAGCGCAAUAGCAAUAGCAAUAGGCGAGAGUUUGCAAAAAGGACAGUUUGACUACUGGAUAAGCCUCGGUAUUGAUUCGAAGGAAGGCUUGCUCAAGCAGCUAUCCAUUCCUGUGAAGCAGACUUUCAAGAUGCCCAGAAUGAUAUCCCGUAUCUCCGCGGAUAAGUACAUGGCUUACUACGAGAAUAGGCUUGCAAAGCAAAUUACGUGA